Molecule: messenger RNA, 849 nt
Organism: Dictyostelium discoideum AX4
Lineage: Eukaryota; Evosea; Eumycetozoa; Dictyosteliales; Dictyosteliaceae
Exons: 2
Coding region: 1-849 (282 amino acids)
Cellular component (GO): membrane
Source: RefSeq, a predicted model, not a curated record
AUGACAAUUUCAGAUAAAUGCAACAUUGGUCAAAACUUUGGUUUGUUUUUCUUUGUGCCAUCAUUUUUAAAUGGAAUACUUUCAGUAUCAAAUUUAAAUAUUUAUAAUAAUGAUUCUAAAGUCUACCAAUUAAUUUAUUUUUUAUUUAUGGUGAUAGCAGUGGUUUUAAUUUUAUUAUUAAAGAAAUCAUGUUGUGAACAAAAUGAAAAUAUUACAGUCUCUGGAACCGAUCCUCAAUCGCUUUUUAAUGCGAUUGCAUAUCCAAUGGGUAUUUGGGCCGAUAAGAAAUUUUUAUAUUUAGCUCCUGCCAUUGCCCUUUUAGGAAUUGUCUCUACACUAUUCCCAUUUGGUUUCUUAACUACAACAAUUAGCGAAUUUGAUUUCUCUCAAAUUAUAUUUGGAGGAAUUAAUUUCUUGGGUGCUGUAGUCUCACUUUUGUUUGGUUUCCUAUUCGACAGAUUUGAAAAGAAAUAUUUAUUAUAUGCAAUCGCUACCGUUGGUGUAAUUGGUGCAGCUUUGAAUAUCGGUUAUGCCCAUACAACAUGUUGUACACAGGGUCAAGUAAAUUUGGCCUAUGCUUCCCUUAUAUUUAACACAAUCACUCAAUAUGGUCUUAAAGUUUUGGUUUUUUCACUUUUAGGUUCAAUUUAUCUUGAUUGUAGAUCAUUAUCUGCAAAUGUUUGCUACCAAUUAUUAUCAACAUUAGCCUUUUUAAUUAUUGAUUUGUUUUUCUCUUAUGUCUCUUCUGUCGCAUGUUUCUACAUUUACUUUUUAAUUUUAAUCCUAGCAUGUAUUGGAAUUUUCAAAUUUUUAUCUUCAAAUGAUGAUCAGGAACAACAAUUAGUUUAG